Molecule: messenger RNA, 1833 nt
Organism: Synchiropus splendidus (mandarinfish)
Lineage: Eukaryota; Metazoa; Chordata; Actinopteri; Syngnathiformes; Callionymidae
Gene: slc5a8
Product: solute carrier family 5 member 8
Exons: 17
Coding region: 1-1833 (610 amino acids)
Biological process (GO): sodium ion transport; propanoate transmembrane transport
Cellular component (GO): membrane
Molecular function (GO): organic acid:sodium symporter activity
Source: RefSeq, a predicted model, not a curated record
AUGUCAGAUCCCUCCACUGCAGCCCGCUCCUUUGUCGUGGCUGACUACCUAGUGUUUGGUCUGAUGCUGCUGGUGUCGGCCGUGAUCGGCGUCUACUAUGCCUGGAGCGACCGGCGACAGGAGAGCGCGCAGGACUUCCUCGUAGGGGGCCGUCAACUGACGGCCGUGCCCGUGUCACUCUCCCUGACUGCCAGCUUCAUGUCAGCCAUCACUGUGCUCUCCAACCCAGCAGAGGUGUACCGCUACGGUGCAAGCAUAGCACUUUACUGCGUCUCCUACGUGAUGACAAUGGCGGCGACCUCAGAACUCUUCUUGCCUGUCUUCUACAGAUUAUCCAUAACUAGCACCUACGAAUAUCUGGAGCUGCGCUUCAACAGAGCGACACGUCUCCUCGGAACCGUCCUCUUCAUUGCUCAGACGGUGCUCUACACCGGCAUUGUCAUCUAUGCUCCGGCGCUUGCGUUAAAUCAAGUGACUGGUAUGGACCUGUGGGGGGCAGUGGUUUCCACCGGUGUGGUCUGCACCUUCUACUGCACUCUGGGUGGUCUGAAGGCUGUGGUGUGGACCGAUGUGUUUCAGGUUGGUGUAAUGCUUGCAGGAUUCCUGUCGGUUAUAGUCAGAGCUGUGAUCCUAAAAGGGGGAGUUCACAUCAUCAUUUCAGAUUCUCAACAGGGAGGAAGACUCGACCUCUUGGAUUUUGAUCCCAACCCCCUGAGGAGACACACGAUUUGGACCAUCACCUUUGGUGGAGCGUUCGUCUGGGCUGGUAUAUAUGGGAUCAACCAGGCCCAAGUUCAGAGAUACAUUUCCUGCAAGACCCUUACUCAGGCCAGAGUGUCUUUGUUCCUCAACCUGCUGGGUCUGUGGUCCAUCCUGCUGUGUUCAGUCUUUGCAGGAUUGUGUCUGUACUCUGUGUAUAAGACAUGUGACCCAUGGACGGCCGGGCAGGUUUCUGCUCCAGAUCAGCUGAUGCCAUAUUUGGUGAUGGACAUUUUGGGGGACUAUCCAGGUCUUCCUGGCCUGUUUGUGGCUGCGGCUUACAGUGGAUCUCUGAGCACUGUGUCGUCGAGCAUCAACGCGCUGGCAGCAGUGACAGUGGAAGACCUGAUCAGACCCCACACUCGGAUGUCUGAGAGAAAACUGGCCUGGGUGUCUAAAACUCUCAGCUUGUUUUAUGGGGUUUUGUGCAUCGGGAUGGCCAGAGUGGCGUCGGCCUUGGGAGGAAUACUGCAGGCGGCUGUCAGCAUCUUCGGCGUCAUCGGUGGUCCUCUGCUCGGACUCUUCACUCUGGGAAUCCUCUGUCCAAUCGCUAAUUCCAAAGGGGCGCUCUCUGGCCUCGUGUCAGGGCUGGCCGUUUCUCUGUGGGUGGGCAUCGGCGCGCAGAUCUACCCGCCGCCUCCAGAGAUGAGUCGACCCCUGAGACUCACCACAGAAGGCUGCGACUUCAACACCACCCAAAACCUCAACUUGACUGUCAUUGAAACCAGCCACAUCAUCGAGAUGGCAGCUCACAGCAGCAGGCAGGUAAAUCUUUUGGCGGACUACUGGUACUCCCUGUCGUACCUCUACUUCAGCCCCAUCGGAACGUUAACAACCAUUAUAGUGGGGCUGAUCAUCAGCGUCGGCACAGGAGGCUGGCACAGCAAAGUUGACUCCAGGUUCAUUUUGGGAAGAGAAGACAGCUCUUUCUACCGUUGCUGCAUGGUGCUCAAAGGCAGGGUGUUGAGUCGGCGAGGCCAAGUGGACCUGACAAAGUUCAGAGUGAAGAAACAUGGCAACAGGAAUCCGGCGUACUGUGACUUUGAGAUGACCAGUCACAGCAACAGCACCUAA